This is a messenger RNA of Penicillium brevicompactum, 891 nucleotides long. RefSeq lists its product as uncharacterized. The transcript has a single exon. The record is from RefSeq and is a predicted model, not a curated record. Gene Ontology annotation, molecular function: oxidoreductase activity. Bases 1 to 891 code for a protein of 296 amino acids. NCBI's taxonomy places the organism in Eukaryota, Fungi, Ascomycota, Eurotiomycetes, Eurotiales, Aspergillaceae.
AUGACUACAGCAACAUUCAAAUACAUCGACCCCGCCUCUUACGACGCUCACGCCACCGAGCCAUUCAAAAAGGCCUGGGGCAAAGUCGACGGGCCAGGUCGCUCAUACAACCUCACAGAUCGAGAGCGCAAAGUUGAGAAUCUCCGAGGUCAAGAAACCGACUUCACCACCGACAACUCCGGCUUCGCGGUCUUCAACUCACCCGCCAAUGAGCGCCAAUUUACCGACGACGCCUCAGUGCAAGCGGGGUACUACGCUGAAGUAGAAGAGCUCCUCCGGAAAAAUUUAUCCGGCGUGAAGAAAGUCGCCAUCUUCGACCAUACCAUCAGACGUCGAACUCCCGGGUCGGCGCGCAGCCCCGUUCAACUUGUGCACGUUGAUCAAACGCCUGCAGCUGCGGAGGCGAGAGUGCGCCGUCAUCUACCUGAAGAUGAGGCUGAAGAGCUUUUGAAGGGUCGAUAUCAGAUUAUCAAUGUUUGGAGACCUAUUGAGAAUCCCGCUACUGAUUUUCCUUUGGCGGUUGUUGAUUGGAGGAGUACGGUUCCGGAUGAUUUUGUGAAGGUUGAUCUUCUUUAUCCGAAGGGGUGGCAGCAGGGUGGGGAGGUCGCGCCGGAUCCUGAAUCUGUGUCUUCGACGGAUGGUUAUGAGGUGAAGGGGGAGACUUAUGGAAUUGCUCCUAAUGAGGGACAUCGCUUUUACUAUGUGAAAGAUAUGACACCUGAGGAAGUGAUGCUUCUCAAGUGCUUUGAUUCCAGAAGUCAUACGAUGACGGAUGGUCGGACUGAUAUUGCGCAUGGAACUUGCCAUACUGCUUUCUUUGAUCCGCAGACACCGGAGGGUACACCUGGGCGACAGAGCAUUGAAGUUAGAUGCUUGGUCUUUUAUGAAUAG